Benincasa hispida (wax gourd) is the source of this 2533-nucleotide messenger RNA. Its product is annotated as Major facilitator superfamily protein. The record is from RefSeq and is a predicted model, not a curated record. Lineage: Eukaryota; Viridiplantae; Streptophyta; Magnoliopsida; Cucurbitales; Cucurbitaceae. Gene Ontology annotation, cellular component: membrane.
AGUAUCAUUGCCUUGUCCCCACUUCCACGGAGCCAUUAAGAUCCUGCCACCUGUCCCUUUUUCCAAAACCCCUCCAUCUUUGAGGUCUAUUGUAUUCUAUUCUUUGAGCUCAUAUUCAAUCUCUGGCCCCAAAGAGCCCUCGAUGCUUCAAUUGACUAAAGUUCUGUUUUUUUAAGUUAUUUGACAGCUUCCUUGUGAUUCUUGUCUUGUAAUGUAGUUACCCUUUCUUUUUUUUCUUUAUUUGAAUAGGAAAAUUUAUAGCAGUAAAAAAGCUAGAUCUGAAAAUGGGGUUUUCCCCCUUUUAUUCAAGUUUUGGUUGGUCAAACCACCUCUAGGAAGAAGAUGUCUCAGCUUCUUCAAUUUGAAGUUUGAACACAUUUUUCCUCAUCUAGUUUGAAGUUGUAUAUUGUUUCUUCUUUUACCCAGAUCGGAUUCUUGAGAUUGAUUGAGUAUGCUAACUGUUGAUUGAAGCAACUCGUUGGUUUUUGUGUUAAUUUUUGGAGCUACUGAGUUUUCAUCAAUGGUGGAUAAUUUUGAGAUGAGCCCAGUUGGGGCAUUUCGAAUUUGGUAGAAGGGUUUCUUCAUCUGUUUGAUUUUGAAGCCGUAGAAGGGUUUUCCCCCCUUUCUUUCUAGGAACUGGGUGCUGAAAUCAUUUGUUGUCUCAGAACUGUUUCGUUAGUUUGAUUUUAAUAGUUCAGGAAAGUCUGAUUAUACGUUUGCCUGUUCAACUCUAGCCUAGACUGAUGGUGGAGGAAGAGAAGCUUAAAGUCUCUGUUGAAGAUUUGGAAGAAGAUGAUCCCCAGAAAGAGUCUGGUGUCUCUAUUGGGAGGGCCCUUUAUUGGUUCAAAUUACUUGUUUCUGAAAUGCAUUGGAGUUUUGUGUUUGGAGUAGUGAUUGUUUAUGGAAUUAGUCAAGGCUUGGGUGGAGCGCUUAACCGUGUCUCCACUAAGUACUAUAUGAAGGAUGUUCAGAAAGUGCAGCCAUCUGAAGCACAGGUUUAUUCAGGCAUUACCUCAAUUCCAUGGAUGGUUAAGCCUGUCUGGGGUCUUUUAACUGAUUUAGUCCCCAUUCUUGGAUACCAUAGACGGCCUUACUUUGUUUUUGCAGGUCUUCUUGGUGUGAUCUCCUUGCUUUCAUUAGCCUUGCACGAGAAACUGCAUCUUCUACUCGCAAUUUUGUUGUUAACAGCAGGAAGUGCCAGUGUAGCCAUAGCAGAUGUCACCAUAGAUGCAUGUGUAGCACAGAACAGUAACAUUCAUCCAACCCUUGCAGCUGAUUUGCAAAGCUUAUGCGCCUUGAGUUCUUCGGUCGGAGCAUUACUUGGAUUCUCUAUUAGCGGUAUCCUUGUUCAUCUGAUAGGCUCUAAGGGAGUGUAUGGUUUGUUAGCAAUACCUGGAGGGCUUGUAUUUUUGGUUGGAAUUCUACUUAAUGAACCCCAUAUGCCAGACUUCAAUUACAGACAGGUAAACGAAAAGUUUGUCGGCGCUGGGAAGGCUAUGUGGACCACGUUAAAGAUCCCGAAUGUCUGGAGGCCAUGCCUAUAUAUGUAUCUAUCUCUUGCAUUGUGCCUCGACAUAAAUGAAGGCCUGUUUUAUUGGUACACAGACUCAAAAAAUGGUCCAAAGUUCUCUCAGGAAAAUGUUGGUUUCAUAUUCUCAAUUGGUUCAGUUGGGUCCCUUUUAGGAGCUUUACUGUAUCAGUAUGUCUUCAAGGACCAUCAGUUCCGAGACUUGCUUUUCUGGACUCAAUUGAUAUUCAGUUUAUCUGGGAUGCUAGAUUUCUUGCUGGUUUUGCGUUUGAACUUGAAAUUUGGAAUACCAGAUUACUUCUUCAUUGUGAUUGAUGAGAGUGUACAUCAGCUUGUUAACAGGCUAAAAUGGAUGCCUCUUCUAGUCCUCAGCUCCAAGCUUUGCCCAAGAGGCAUUGAGGGCACUUUCUUUGCUCUGCUUAUGUCGAUAGAUAACGUUGGACUUCUCUCAGCAUCAUGGGGAGGCGGUUUCCUUCUCCAUAUCCUUAAAGUUACUCGAACAAAGUUCGCUAAUUUAUGGCUAGCCAUUUUGAUUAGGAACUUACUGAGACUCAUUCCUCUCUUCAUGUUGUUUUUGGUGCCCAGAGGUGAUCCGAAUUCUUCAAUUCUUCUAACCGAGCUGCCAAGCUCAGAAGUCGAUAACGAGACUUCUGAAGAAGCCGACAACAUUGAACUGGUUUCCCUUGUGAAUGGCAUGAACAUAGAUAACCAGAAAGAAGUUUUCUGAUACUGAGGCUAAAAUGGGGUGAAGCUGUUUGUAGAUAUGAUAUGAAGCAAGCAGGCAAGCAAACAGGAGGUAGAUUUAAAGUAAGAAUAUCUAUUUAUAUGCUGAAUGCCCCUUGCAUUUUCCCACUUCUGUUGCAUCAAAAUUUUGUAAACUUUUAAAUUACAGAAUGUAUUAAUGCUUCACAAGUAAGAUUCAAAGAUGAGAAAGUACUCAAAUUCUUGGAUUAUUUUCUUACAUAACAAUGAAAUAUCAACUUAUUCUUCUUCUUCUCCUUCUCA